Messenger RNA from Ipomoea triloba (trilobed morning glory), 1677 nucleotides. RefSeq names its product probable pectate lyase P56. The coding region runs from base 146 to 1522 and encodes 458 amino acids. Gene Ontology annotation, molecular function: pectate lyase activity. NCBI's taxonomy places the organism in Eukaryota, Viridiplantae, Streptophyta, Magnoliopsida, Solanales, Convolvulaceae. The record is from RefSeq and is a predicted model, not a curated record. The transcript has 3 exons.
AAAAGCUUUUACGAGUCACUGAAACUAAAUAAAUGCUGAGAGCCUAAGUAAUUUUUUCAGUUUUCGGCCAGGGAAGGCCUAGUAUCAAUAGGCCACCGCCGAAGUGGAUCCCAUUCACAGCGGGAAAAAAAUUUUUAAAAAAAAUAUGGAGACGUAUAACAAGAUGAAUUGGCCGCUCGUUCUCGUGUUGUUGUGUGCAUUCGUGGCUGUCACCCCCGCCAUGGCGGGGGCCGAAAUUGGCGAUAUAUAUAGCUCCGACACAUACUGGGUGAACCGCAAGGCGGAAGCUAUGGAGCAUGUCAUGAAAGCCUACACCUCACAUCCCGAACACAUCACCCGUAAUCUCACUGCAGAGAUCCAUAGUAUGAAGAAUGAAACAAUGGGGGAUCAUGACUUUGAUGAGUUGGAGCUGGUGAAUGGUACAAGGAGGAACUUGCGGGCGAGGAGGUACAAAGGGCCAUGCAAGGUGUCUAACCCCAUUGAUAGAUGCUGGAGGUGCGACAAGAAUUGGGCAAAUGACCGCAAGAAAAUGGCGAAUUGCGCCUUGGGAUUCGGCGCCGGGACCACCGGAGGAAAGGACGGUCCGAUCUACGUCGUGACGGACUCGUCAGAUGACAACAUGGAGGAGCCGAAGAAUGGGACCCUCAGGCAUGCGGUCAUCCAGGACGGGCCACUGUGGAUCAUAUUCGGGUCCAGCAUGACGAUCACGCUGCAGCACGAGCUACUAGUGACGGGCGACAAGACCAUUGAUGGGCGCGGCGCGUACGUGAAAAUCGCAGGCGGCUCGGGCAUCACGGUGCAGUUUGUGAAGAACGUCAUCAUCGCGAACUUGAAGAUCAAGCAAAUCAAAGCCACCUCCGGUGGCAUAAUCAGAGACUCCACUACCCAUAAGGGUCUCAGAACUUUCGACGAAGGAGAUGGCAUUACUGUCUUUGGAUCCUCUAACGUUUGGAUCGACCAUUGUUCCAUGUCCAAGUGCGAAGACGGAAUUAUAGACGCCGUCAAGGGCUCCACCGCCGUCACCAUCUCCAACUGCCACUUCACCGAUCACUCUAAGGUGUUACUCUUUGGGGCCAACAACUGGGACCCAAUCGACAAGGUGAUGCAAAUAACGGUGGCCUUCAACCACUUCGGCAAAAGGUUGGAGCAGAGGAUGCCGCGGUGCAGGUGGGGGAUGUUUCACAUAGUCAACAACGACUACACAUAUUGGGAAAUGUACGCUGUGGGAGGUUCCGCCGGUGCCACCAUCAUCAGCCAGGGCAACCGCUACAUUGCCCCGCCCGGUCUGUACUUCAAGGAGGUCACCCACAGGGACUGGCCUGACGAUUCCUGGAAGGGGUGGACCUGGGUCUCGGACUCAGAUUUAUUCAUGAACGGCGCUUUCUUCUUGCCGUCGGGAGAUCCGGCAGGCGCCCAAAAGUACGGUCUACUCGACCUCGUCGAAAAAAUGCCUGGCUCUGCUGUCGGAAGAAUCACGAGGUUCUCUGGUGCUCUUUCAUGCAAGAUCGGAAAGCCGUGCUAAAUAUUUUUGCACGUUAGGUUGUCUGAUAAUCCCUCACAAUUCAGAUUAUUUUUUUUGCAGAUAUUAAUUAUUAAUAUUUUUUGUUACUUGUCAAUUUUCUUUUGUAUGACGAAACCAUUUUGGAUUUGGAAAUAAGUAUUGUUGUUUAGUGUUUA